GUACUGCUAGAUAUUUAUCCUUUCAAUUAAAUUUAAUAGAAGCCAUCAUGAUGAUGCUACUGAAUGACAGAAACUUACCAGAUACCAAGUGAGGACACACCACUGUUUACGUCAACAGUCUAGAAAAUAGAAAGUUCAAAUACAAUACAAUGAAAAAGAACAAAGCAAAUAGUCUAUUCGAGUCAAGUACACACAAAAGCACACACAAUGUCCCCCACAACUACCAACCAAACCCCAACUCACACCAAACCCCAUCAGCAAGAGAGAGAAGGAGUAAAACAAAAGAAAACCCCAAGCUCUCCCGUCUUGUCCUCCCUGCUGAACAUGGAAAAAAAAAUACAACCGCUAUUCUACCAACAAAAAUGCCCUUCUCUCUCCCAUUUCAGCUCCAACAAUGCCUGGCAAUCUAUAGCCUGAACACUUUUUUUCUUCUUCUCUCCUUCUCUGCUUCCAUGCUUCUCUGCUUCCAUGUUCAGGGGGGCACAUUGCAACACUCCUCAUUUUGCGUUUUUUGGCAUCCCCUGCUGACAAAAAAUAAAAGGGAUAAUAAAGGACGAAGAAAAGGAGUAAAAAAAAAUAAUGAUUAUUGGAUCGACCCCCCGUCGUACAUGAAUCCUGCUCAAUAUCGGUGUUUUGCAAGUCUGCCUAUGCAGAUGAACAUGAGAAAAGGACGAGAAAAAAAAAGAAGAAUCAUCAACAUUACUUGAGUCACCAAGCCCCUUCGCAGCCCCGUUCAAGCAGUCAGUCCCCUUAUAGCCCGAGCCCCGACGUUUGAUCUGCCAUCCAAAAAAUAACCCUCCCUGAAUACUACUGGGCAGCUCAUAAUCCCCCGGCACCUACAAUAACAGUACUUC
Messenger RNA from Trichoderma harzianum CBS 226.95, 854 nucleotides. RefSeq lists its product as hypothetical. NCBI's taxonomy places the organism in Eukaryota, Fungi, Ascomycota, Sordariomycetes, Hypocreales, Hypocreaceae. Bases 150 to 707 code for a protein of 185 amino acids. The record is from RefSeq and is a predicted model, not a curated record. The transcript has a single exon.